This is a messenger RNA of Malassezia japonica, 1005 nucleotides long. RefSeq names its product 2-dehydropantoate 2-reductase. The coding region runs from base 1 to 1005 and encodes 334 amino acids. The record is from RefSeq and is a predicted model, not a curated record. Lineage: Eukaryota; Fungi; Basidiomycota; Malasseziomycetes; Malasseziales; Malasseziaceae. Gene Ontology annotation, biological process: pantothenate biosynthetic process. Gene Ontology annotation, cellular component: cytoplasm. Gene Ontology annotation, molecular function: 2-dehydropantoate 2-reductase activity. The transcript is spliced from 2 exons.
AUGCCCCACGUCCUGGUUGUCGGUGCAGGGGCCGUCGGCGCGUUUUACGCGAGCAAGCUCGAUCCGAAUGCAGCACACGUCGCACUUGUCUGCCGCUCGAACUACGACGUGGUGAAGCAGCACGGCUUCCAGAUGAAGACGCACAGCUUUGGUGACUAUGCGUACAAGCCGCACGAGGUGUACCCCUCGGUGGACGCGGCGGCGGCGCAGGAGUGGGACUAUGUCGUGGUUGCGACCAAGGCACUCAACAUGUCGCCGGACACGGCGUCGUUUAUCGCGCCGGUCGUGACGAGCAAGACGACCAUUGUUCUGGUCCAGAACGGCGUCGAGGUCGAGGCGCCGUACCGCGCGCGCUUCCCGGACGCGCCGAUCGUCUCGGCGGUGACGGUGGUGAGCGCGGCGCUGGUCGAGCCGUCGGUCCUCGUGCAGUACCGCUGGACGCGCAUCUCCCUGGGGCCGUACACGGACCUCUAUGGGACGCAGACCACCGAUACACAGCGCGCACUGAUCGAGCGGGGCACCGCCGGCGUCGAGGAGCUCGUGCAGCUCUUUACGGCCGGCGGCAUCCGCGACGCGGAAGCCUACGAUGCGCUCGGCCUGCAGCAGGUGCGCUGGCACAAGCUCGCGAUCAACGCCUCGAUGAACGUCUCCGGCGUGCUCUCAGGGUGCCUAGGCAAUGACGUCAUGGUCAAGGACCCGAUCCUGCGGCCGCACCUCGAGGCGUGCAUGCACGAGGUGCUCGACGCGGCGCCCAAGAUCUUUGGCAAGCCUCUCCCGGAAAAGUUUGCUUCGCCAGAGCUUUUGCUGAAGAGCACCGAGCGGAACGUGAACAGCAAGUCGAGCAUGGUGCAGGACUGGCAGGGCCACCGCGCGCUCGAGCUCGACGCGAUCCUCGGCAACGCGCUCCAGGUGGCUGCCAAGCACAAUGCACCGAUGCCGCGCCUCGAGUCGAUGUUUGCACUGCUGCAGAGCGCGCAAAAGGUGCAUUUGGACAAGUCUACCUAG